CGAUACAAAACCGUGCAUCGGCCACCGCCGCCGGAUGCCAUGUCGCUGCCCCCCUCCGCCCCCUCCGCCGCCGCCGCCGGGCCCGAUCGGCUUCCUUCGCCGCACCCUGGCGGAAGCGUCUCCUCGGAAGCGGCGGAGCGCCGGCUCCGGGAGGCGGAGGAGAGGCUGAGGGAGGCGAUCGAGGAGUUGCAGCGCCACCACCACGCCAGCCGGGAUGAUUCAUUCGGUGACGGGAAACCCUGCUGCGACCACGCCGAUGAGUCCUGCAUCGCCCACGCCAUCGGGAACCUGUGCCAGAGCUUCCUGCUCUCGUAUGGCGUUAGGGUUGGGAUUGGUAUCCUCCUCCGGGCCUUUAAACUCGCGCGGCGUCAAUCUUACUCCUCUAUUCUGGACCUCAAGCAACUUGUUUCAGAGAAAGACUUGAUUGUAAGAGAAGAAGCUUGCCGUGUUGGAUUGCUUUUUGGUGGUUUUACUGGUUCUUACCAUGCUCUUAGGUGCUUCUUGAGGAAGUUUAGGAAGAAAGAGACACAAUUUAAUGCAAUACUAGCGGGUUCAGUGGCAGGGUUAUCCAUAUUGGCAUUGGAUGAUCCAAGUCGAAGGCGUACUCUUGCUUUAUAUCUUUUAGCUAGGCUUGCACAGUGUGCCUAUAACUCAGCCAAAUCGAAGAAUAAGUUUCAUCUUUGGGGAAGUCACUGGAGACAUGGAGACUCUUUGCUCUUUUCUUUGGCGUGCGCCCAGGUUAUGUAUGCCUUUGUAAUGAGACCUGAGAGCUUGCCCAAAUCAUACCAAGAUUUUAUACAGAAAACUGGACCAGUAGCAGAGCCUGUGUACAAGGCAGUUAGGGAAUGUUGUAGAGGUGGCCCUAUGGAUCUUGUUUCUCUAUCAGCAUACUUAUCAAACAAAAAGGAGUUCAGCUCUAUGAACUUGAUGGCAGAUCCUUCCAUUGUUCCCUGUUCAGUAAUACAUCCCGACACAGAGUCUUGCCUAGUUCACAACGGCACUGCUGCAUCAGAAACAUUUAGGAAAACAUUCCCUCUUUAUUUCUCACUGACGUUUGUACCAUUUGUUGUUCUUCGGCUACAAAAGUUCUUGGAGUCUCCUGCUUGGACAUCUUGGCGUGCUGUUCUGGGUGCUGUGCGCUCAACAUCAUUCUUGUCUGCUUUUGUAGGACUCUUCCAGGCUGUUGUUUGUUUACACCGAAAAGUUGCGAGUAAAGAUCACAAACUUGUUUACUGGAUUUCUGGUGCAAUAGCUGCUCUUUCUGUUCUUAUAGAAAAGAAAGCUAGAAGAGCGGAAUUGGCCCUUUAUGUGCUUCCAAGAGCUGUGGAUUCUUUAUGGUACAUUUCAGUAAACCGUCAUUUCCUUCCUCAUAUUAAGAAUGCAGAGCACAAUAUAACUGGAAUGGCAGGUUGCUCUUUUUUGUUUGUGCAUGGGGGGUAUCAUGUUCUACCUGGAAAAUGAACCAGACACUAUGGCUCCAUUUCUGAGGGGACUCAUCCGGAGGUUUCUUGCAAGCAGAAUAAGCAAUCCGAGCCCGUCCCCCAAUGCAAACACGUCCUACUCUUAUUUACAGACUCUGGGACCCAUUAAGAACCCGGAGCCACAAGAGAGCAAGGACGGUGAAGACACGGCACCAGCAAAAUACAACCUCGAGUCCAUUCCUGGACUUUAGGAGGAAUGAAAGAGUUUGGCAUUCCACCUUACCUAUCCUAUUGGAGUCGGCAAAGGCAUUCAUCAAAAGUAGCAACUGUCUCAUUUUUUUGAACUUUUUGAAGGAUGUAUGGUUCAUUUGUUCCUAAUAUAGAGCUUCCCACUCUCUGAACCAUAAAAUAAAAAGGAAGCGGGAGAUGAUAAUGUUAACCGGAUCCUUCUUUUCUUUCAUUUAUUCUUCUAACUCGUGAUAUUUUUGUGAAAGGACAGCAGGUAGAUAAUGUAAUAGUUCAUGAUCAUGUUUGUACACA
Messenger RNA from Musa acuminata subsp. malaccensis (wild Malaysian banana), 1961 nucleotides. RefSeq lists its product as uncharacterized. The record is from RefSeq and is a predicted model, not a curated record. Lineage: Eukaryota; Viridiplantae; Streptophyta; Magnoliopsida; Zingiberales; Musaceae.